Owenia fusiformis is the source of this 3580-nucleotide messenger RNA. The record is from the annotation of a GenBank genome assembly. NCBI's taxonomy places the organism in Eukaryota, Metazoa, Annelida, Polychaeta, Sabellida, Oweniidae.
AGUGAGAGUUCCAUGAAAAUUUUGCCAGUAAAAAGUUCAAAAAUUAUUUGAUGCUUCUCCUUACAGAAUCAGAUAUACCAACAUUAAAUUUUGAUACUAAUACAAACCUGGUACUUCAUACACAAAUAAUUAGCUAAUAUACUCACGCGUUGAUCCACACAAUGCGUGUUAUUCGGGAAAAAGCUGCACGUUACAAAACUUUUACUUUCACCCGGAAGUACAGAAAAGUACCCACAAUGCAUCAGAUUACAGAUCGUCCAUCUUGAAAUGUCAAAUCAAUGAAAAUGGAAUUGCAAACAUUAUCGGCAUACUAUGCAGUAAAGUAACAUUUAAAACAUCAAACAAUAACCUCACAUUUUGAACCAAUAUAUAUUCUACUGCUGAUUCAAAAAUCGAGUCAAAAUGUCGGACAGGAAGGCAGAACUCGAGCGAAAGAAAGCCAAGCUGGCUGCAAUGAGAGAGGAGAAAAAGAAAAAAGAACAGGGUUUGAAUAAAGCUAAAACCAAAGAGUCUGAAGUUGUAUCUCAAGAACCAGUGAAGAAAACUACAGAUUCUGACAUCGCCAGUAUCUUAGAGGGGGUCGGAAUUUCUGCAGCUGCCAGCGCAACUCCUGUAGCUCCACAACAAAGUGCCUCAAGUCAGGAAAGCCCACAGAAUGGAGCACUUGCCCCUGGUGCAAUCACUGUCACUCCUACACCUAGUCCUCAAACAGCCCGAAAACAACUGUCUGUUUCCAAGGUGACACAGACCAACAUCCCACCCAAGGAGACGGUGGCAUACAGCAAAGAAACACAGACUACUCAAGCUACAGUAGAUAGGGAUGCACGUGGACCUUGGGAUUAUUACGAAGAUGACAUGGAGUCUCUGGAUGUUGAUACGACACCUACCAGUACAAAGCCAGGCAAGAUGCCCCAAGUCAGCCCAGUGAAACCUGCAGAUAUGGCACAUAAUGAGGCUGUUGUGAAGGAGGAAAAAAUUGAAGUUCGUGAAAUCAGUGAAGAGGAGAAGCAACAAAUAAUGUUCACUGAUGACUUCCAAAAGUUUAUGAUGAGAUCAUCAGCCAUAAUGGAAAGAGCACUAGCCGAGGAGGACACGGAUAUAUUCACUGAUUACAGUGGCCUCAAUGCAGAUGACAGUGAAGGAGAUAUCAGUGCUAGUGAUAAACUUAAGCUAAACAGAACUUUCUUUGAUGAAAGAUGGUCAAAACAUAGGACAGUUACAUGUAUGGAUUGGUCAGUACAGCACCCUGAGCUCCUGGUGGCUUCAUACAACAACAAUGAAGAAUCACCACAUGAGCCUGAUGGAGUGGCCCUCGUAUGGAACUUAAAGUUUAAGAAAACUACCCCGGAAUAUGUCUUCCAUUGUCAGUCUGCAGUAAUGUCAACAUGUUUUGCCAAGUUCCACCCUAACUUGGUGGUAGGGGGGACAUAUUCUGGUCAAAUAGUCCUCUGGGACAACAGAAGUAACAAGAGAACCCCAGUUCAGAGGACACCUCUCUCUGCAGCUGCACACACUCACCCCGUGUACUGCGUCAAUGUGGUUGGUACCCAGAAUGCCCAUAACCUGAUCACUGUGUCAACAGAUGGCAAGAUGUGUUCAUGGAGUCUGGAUAUGUUGUCCCAGCCACAAGAUAGCAUGGAACUUCAACAUAAACAAUCAAAGGCUGUUGCUGUCACCAGCUUCUCAUUCCUCUCUGGUGAUGUGAACAACUUUGUGGUCGGGAGUGAGGAAGGUGCAGUGUAUACAGCAGUUAGGCAUGGAAGCAAAGCUGGUAUAUCUGAGAUGUUUGAGGGUCAUCAGGGUCCAGUUACUGGCAUUGAUUGCAAUGUUGUCCCAGGUGUGGUGGACUUCUCCCAAUAUUUCAUCACAUCGUCCAUUGAUUGGACUGUUAAACUAUGGAAUAUCAAAGAAAAUAAGCCAUUGUAUUCAUUUGAGGACAACAGUGACUAUGUGUAUGACACAUGCUGGUCACCCAUCCAUCCUGCAUUGUUUGCAAGUGUUGAUGGGGUAGGCCGACUGGACUUGUGGAACUUAAAUCAUGAUACUGAGGUGCCAACAGCUACUACAUACAUAGAGAACAAUGUAGCAUUAAACAGAUGUAGGUGGCACCAGAGUGGGCAUCAGAUAGCAGCUGGGGAUGACAUAGGCAAGAUACAUGUCUACGAUGUAGGCGAGCAUAUAGCCCAGCCAAAGAAUGAUGAAUGGAAGAGAUUUGUACAUACACUUCAAGAAAUCCGUAAUAAUAAAGCGGAUGCUGAAGAGGAACAGAACAUAUACUCUGGUUUGUCGGCUCCAAUCCGAUGAAAUCUAGGACCUUAGUUUAUACUCGAUGCUUUAGGAACAUGUAGGAAUAAAGACAGAAACAUGGUGGAUAAUUGUAUCAACAACUUUUAGUAUGGCUUGAAUAUAUGAUUAUGCCCUAGGGAUACUGAUUGUCUGUUGUGUAAAUGAUCAAUAGAUGAACGAGUCCACCUAUUUAUUCAAUGAUUAAUGUCUUAAAGGGAUUUGGGGGAUUCUCUCUUUUUAGAAUCAACAUUUUUGUAGCUUUUAUGUCUAUCAUGGUAACAUAUCUGGAAAGUAAAAUGGGAUGGAUAUGGGGAAUAUCUUAUUUAUCCUAUGUUCAACUUGUUUUUAACCUAAACCUUAUCACAUUAAUCAUUGGAUAAACCAAGAAGUCACGAUAUCCACACAUUAAUUUAGUUGAAUGAAUAGACUAUUGGUAUUUUUGUGUUCAUUUAGUUUAUAUGCCUAAAGACUUUGCAGAAACAUAACACCUAGUUAAAAUAAGGGUAUGAUCCAUGGUCCCAUUCCAUUGUGAUGUAUUUCAUAUUGUCAUGGAGAUGUUCUUGCUUAAUACUUAUGUAUCAUGUACAACAUAUAGAAACUCUACUCAUGUGUGAAAUGCAAAAACAGUGAAACAAAUCUUUCUGAUUAAUUUAUUUUCUUGAACACUACACAGCAUGUUAAAUUCAUGCAUGUAAUUUUCAAGAAAUGUGAUUUUCUUAUAAAACAGGGUUAAUGAUAAAUGAAAUGUUUUAAACUGAAUAUUGUUCUUUGAAAUCUAUGGUAAAACCAUUGUAUUUCAUAAAUUAGAAUAAUUGAUGGAUUGAGGGUGUAAUCUGUUCCCAAGAGUGAGAUAUCUUAUACUUAAUAUUUUAUGCAAGCCAUGUGAAGUUCUUUGCUUUUCAGCAUGUUUGACCAUUUAUUAAUGUUCAUUGCAUCCAUUGCAACCUUUAAGUCAGAUAUACCAGGGAUCUAGGAUCUAGGUUUUGCCAAAUACAGAUAUUUUGGAGGCUGUAAUACGUACUUGACUGACCAUAGUGAAGAAACAAUUGCCAAAAUAUGCGAGGUUGGCCAUAUGAUGGUUUUCGUGAAGGUCACUUUUGACGCUUCUAAUUUCGAUCUUCAGAUAUCUACUCGAUGAGAAACAAAGCUUUCAAUGUAGCAUUAUACAAUGUCUAGGUGAUAAAACCAACACCAAACUGAAUAAGACUUCAAAAUAGAGUAAAGACAUACUACAUGGUUGUGAAUUGGUGAACCAUGGUAUUCCUUGGUGCUUCAGUGAGAAAGCAGUUACAGA